This is a messenger RNA of Dacryopinax primogenitus, 2241 nucleotides long. RefSeq lists its product as uncharacterized. The record is from RefSeq and is a predicted model, not a curated record. The transcript is spliced from 8 exons. Bases 775 to 2073 code for a protein of 432 amino acids. NCBI's taxonomy places the organism in Eukaryota, Fungi, Basidiomycota, Dacrymycetes, Dacrymycetales, Dacrymycetaceae.
GCAAGCAUGCAACAAGGCCACCCAGCGUUGCCGACCACUCUAACACUUCACUUUCCCACACGAUGAUGCCCCUCCCCGCUCGACAUUUCUAGAAGAUUCAUCGUUGGCAUGGAAUAUCCAACAUACAUAUCACACCAAUUCAUGAGCGGCAAAUUCUGACAACAUCUCCCGCCAGAAGCUCAUGCAAACGCUCUUCAUCUUAUCCCGGCAAGAACAUCCGCACGACACUAAGUCACAUAAGGCAUUUCCCGUGCACCCUUAUCUCCGUCGUAGGCGCAUUCAAUUCAAUGGCGGCGAACCACAUUUACUCCCAGGGUCUUCCACCAAAAUUUCUCCAUAGCGGCAUUCCAUUCUGAUUCACAAUUGUUGUUGCCGACACAAGAUCUCGUGGCACAUCCAGUGCCCGUCAAAAUCUCAAUAUCCAUCAAUGAAUUAUCGAUUCCCACAGCAGCGCAUAUCAGAGAGAGAGGGAAGGGCCUAUUAGGGUCGCACUGCCUGUUUUCCCACCGACCCGCCUUCUCUGGCGCCGAAAUCAUGAAAUGAGCGGCUGACUUAUGGCAGGCCGCGACCCUGCCUUCCCACCGGGCCAAACUCGUUUCCUCUUUUUAUUUUCCCCCGUUUCCCUUCUCCGUCCUUUGCCCCGGUCCUCCUCCCCCUGUCUUAUAUCUUGCGCGGGCUGCGCGGGUCAUUUCGUCAUCUCUCCUUUCAUCUCCCCGAUCCUGUGUCGAUCGUCCCUCUGGUGCUCUGGUCAUAUCUACUGAACUCUAAACCCCCAUGCCUUUUGUCGAUCUGCCAGAGGAUGGUGUAUCCUACUUCUACCGCAGCAACCUCCCUGGAGAUGGCUCAAUAAAGGGCCUCGACAAAACCAAACAGACAAUCGUUUUCACCCUCGGCGCCAUUUUUGACUCGUCCUCCUUCGUUAACCAACUCAAAGAUCCUAGACUUUCCAAAAACUACAAUCUUAUUGCUUUGGAUGGCCGUGCACAGGGGCAGACGAUUAGCGAGCCCGAGCCGGGUCGUGACGCAUGGACCGACGGUGUGGAGCUCGUUAAACUGCUUGACAAGCUCGGUCUGCGGCACGUGCAUCUUUUUGCUGGAACCUGGUAUACCUAUCACAACACGCUCCGGGCUGCAAUUCUCUUCCCUGGAAGACUGCUCAGUAUUGCGGCUGGACCGAUAGAGCGUCCGCGCGACGAGAUUAUGAUGCAACUGGAGGAGAUAUGCAAGGAGCUUCUUACCUUGUUGGCGACUUCCAAGGACAUAGAGACCAUGGAAGACUACCUGGUGGAAGUGUUUCCCUAUCUGUUCGGUGAGCACUUGGACGAAGAUCAAAAGGACGACUUUGCUGCGUAUCUGGAGACUCAGUAUCCACCGACAAGGUUAUGCCGCGGCAUGGAGUUCGGUAAUGCGAUAUUUGGCAACCGCAUUCCUCUGACUGAUGAAGAAGCCGACCUCGUCAGAGUCCCUGUGUUGCUCUACGCGGCUGAUAACUUGGUUGAUACCGUUGCCGAGGCCGAAGCAUUUGCAAACCGCCUCACAGGGGUUCCUGGUGGUUGUCAGAAGCACAUUUUGCCAGACGGUGCACCUUCCGAAGCAUGGUACAUCCGGCGAUAUGCGGACGGUGUGACUAAUGCAUUUUUAGACUUUAUCCAGAAGGUGUCGGAGACUCCGCAGACCGUGGCUCCCACCAACCUCGAGGCCGCCCUUGCACUGAAUGCGAAGCUCGCUGACGAACCUACGAUGGCGCAGCUCGACCCAAAAAAAUCUAUGUCCUUCUCCCGUGUUCCCCCCGCCGUCCUGGCCCAGCGCAACCAGGUAUUCGCGAUAUGCUCAGAAGCUCAGAAGCGCGGGUUCGACCCGAUUGGCUUGAACGGGGAGAUGCCGCGAAGGUUCUCAGAUCGGUAUCAUGAACGGAAUAGGCAACGGGCGACCUCGACCGCUUCCCUUGUUAUUCAGGUCUCUGUCUCGCACAAGUCUGAGGAAGACCUAGCGAAGGCCGGCGUGGACGCUAAGAAGGCGGAGGAGGAUCAUGACCUGUCGUCGAUCACCGAUAAGCUCAAGAACCUUCUCUAAUCGCGGCGCCUUGCCCGUGCUACUUGACUAGCCAAUACCUGACUAUUACACUGAUACACAGUGCAUCAGCGUGUUGCACAACCCCGUCUUGCAUGUUUCUCCCAACCCCAUACAUUUGUCAAACGUAUAUACAUGAAUGCAUUGGAUUGAGGCGACGGCCUCUUACAC